Messenger RNA from Pseudogymnoascus destructans, 354 nucleotides. RefSeq lists its product as uncharacterized. The coding region runs from base 1 to 354 and encodes 117 amino acids. The transcript has 2 exons. The record is from RefSeq and is a predicted model, not a curated record. NCBI's taxonomy places the organism in Eukaryota, Fungi, Ascomycota, Leotiomycetes, Thelebolales, Thelebolaceae.
AUGGCCACUCGAACCCUUCAACUCAUCUCCUAUCGCAAUUCUUCCAAACAGCGAGCGCACUUUGCAAUUUUUGUCCCGUCCGGUGCCAAUCCCGAUCUGGGGACUUUGAUUCACGUUGUCGGCGCACCUAUGGCUGGUUAUAUGCUCGAAUUCAAGCGGAACUACUCUCCAACCAUGACCCAGGAACGGCACGAAAUGUACCCCAUUGGAGAGGUUUUUGCAGCCAAUAUAGUCGAAUCUACGAGCAACGACCGAAGCAGAGACAAUAAACCUAGAGAUAAACUUGAGCGCGAAGCAGCCCAGGUGGCCCCAUCUCGUAUCAGCGAAAACUUCAGGGCUCCUGUAAACGAUUAG